Molecule: messenger RNA, 1167 nt
Organism: Eremothecium sinecaudum
Lineage: Eukaryota; Fungi; Ascomycota; Saccharomycetes; Saccharomycetales; Saccharomycetaceae
Product: HDL370Cp
Exons: 1
Coding region: 1-1167 (388 amino acids)
Biological process (GO): fungal-type cell wall organization
Cellular component (GO): fungal-type cell wall
Molecular function (GO): structural constituent of cell wall
Source: RefSeq, a predicted model, not a curated record
AUGCAAAUCAAACAAGUUUUUGCUGCUACCGCAUUUAUCGCUUCUACUGCCUUUGCCGUUGAUGAUGAGUCCUGGACAAGUUUGAAGCCAACUGCUACCUAUCCUGGUGCUGUUACGGAGCAUACUAUACCAUUUGGUAUUGCUGUGAUCCCUCUCUCUACUCCUACGCAGGUCGUCAAGAGAGAGCUUGCUACUGUUACUCAAGCUCCCCGUGGUGAAAUCCGUGUGCCAGAACAGAAGGCGAGGUCGAUUACUAUAGCUCCCCGUGGUGAAGCUCGUGUGCCUGAACAGAAGGCGAGGUCGAUUACCUUCACAAAGCCCGUUUAUGCUAGAGCCUUGCUCGAUGGUGAAAUCAUAGCCGUCCAACGUGCAGCUGAAGUUAUCCAAAUCGAAGAUGGUCAAAUUCAAGCGGUGACCACAUCCGGGCCUGGUAGACCUGUUAAACUUGACCAAGUUGACGCAGAAUCUACAUUUGAUCCUCGUCCUACACUCCAUCCUGUGACUCAGAUCCCUGAUGGUCAAAUUCAAGCGCCAUACGUUCGUGACCCACGUCCUACUCUUGACCCUGUGGACCAGAUCCGUGAUGGUCAACUUGAAGCCAGCAGCACUCCUGGUGAAUCACUUCACCCCGUAACCCAGAUUCCUGAUGGCCAAAUUCAAGCCACAUAUAUCCCUGCUCCAACUCCUAUCGUUCUACCUGGUCGUUACCAAAACACCACUCAAGAUACUCGUCCAACACUUGACCCUGUGACACAGAUUCCUGAUGGUCAAAUUCAAGCUACCAAGAACACUACCACUUUGGCCCCAACUGCAACCGAAACUUCAACAGCUCCAGUUCCAACUAUCAGCGACCCAGUCACCGGUUCCUUGUGUAAGGUUGAAGGUACAUUAGAAAUGACAUUGAAGGACUCCAUCUUACGUGACUCCCACGGUAGAAUCGGUUCUAUCGUUUCUAACAGACAAUUCCAAUUCGACGGUCCACCACCACAAUACGGUGCUAUCUACGCUAACGGUUGGUCCAUAACUCCAGAAGGUAACUUGGCUUUGGGUGACAGCGACAUCUUCUACCAAUGUUUGUCCGGCACCUUCUACAACUUGUAUGACCAAUACAUUGCUCCUCAAUGUUCUCCAAUCCAGUUAAAAGCUAUUAACUUGGAAACCUGUUAA